Molecule: messenger RNA, 2671 nt
Organism: Hypomesus transpacificus
Lineage: Eukaryota; Metazoa; Chordata; Actinopteri; Osmeriformes; Osmeridae
Product: janus kinase and microtubule-interacting protein 1-like
Exons: 14
Coding region: 512-2440 (642 amino acids)
Molecular function (GO): microtubule binding; kinase binding; GABA receptor binding
Source: RefSeq, a predicted model, not a curated record
UUGUGUGUGUGGGCGGGGCGGAGAGCAGCGUGCUUGGUGUGCGAAAGAGAAAUUCACAAACCAGUCCGGUCCAUCACGCGGUCCAGUGGAAUAUUUCACUCCAUAGGUUGCUCAAUAUUUGGCUAAUGUAGCUGUCAGUACUCUGCCGUGGAAAGGAUUAGAGUGGCUUAUUGCGAUGACGAGAAGUUUCUAACUCCCGCUCAGGCCGCCUGUCAAAGAGAGAACGCCCAGUGCUCUACAGCAUCUCGCGCUGAAGUGCGCUCUUCACCGAACAUUUUAGUUACCGCCGUGGAGGAAAACGGUAGAACCUAUCCACCGGAGAGCAACAUCUCAUUAAAUAGAGUAAUAAGGUGACAGGCCGUGGAACAUCAUAUAAAGACUGAGGAGCCCAGAGUGAAGUGAUGUAGAGGAUGAUGAUGAUGAUGAUGAAGGUGUGCUGGGUUGUCCCCGUGAGGAGGAAGAGCAUCGCCUGACUCUCCUCCGCCUCCUCCAAUCGCUCCGCGCCAGGACGAUGUCAUCGACCCCAAACCCUUCGGCCCCGCCCCUUAAGAAGGGAAGGAAACCGGAGGCGAUGGCGGACUCGGCCCAGACAGCCAAUGAGGAGCUGCGGAUCAAGCUGACGGACAUCCAGAUCGAGCUGCAGCAGGAGAGGGGCAAGGUGUCGAAGCUGCGCGAGCGUCUCCAGGAGCAGCGGCAGGCGCGGGAGCUGGAGCAGCACAAGCACGCCGUGGCGCUGACCGACCUGCGCGCCAAGAUGCACGAGGAGAAGCUGCGCGAGCUGGCGUGCGGCCGCGAGGCCCUGGCCCGGCAGCACGAGGUGGAGCUGGCCCGCAGCAUCAAGAUCCGCGACGGCGAGCUGCAGCGCCUGCAGGGCCUGGUCACCGCCCUGCGGGACGGAGCGGCCGACAAGCUGAAGAGCGCCCUGCUGGGGGAGGCCAGGGAGGAGGCCCGGCGGGCCUUCGAUGGGGAGAGGCUCAAACUGCAGCAGGAGGUGUUGGAGCAGAAGACUGCCAGGAAGCAGGCGGAGGAGGCUCUGGCCAACACGCUGCAGGCAGACAAGGCCAAAGCAGCCGAUCUCCGAACAGCCUACCAGCAGCACCAGGAUGAGGUGAACCGCAUCAAGCGAGACUGUGAGAGAGACAUCCGUCGCGUGAUGGACGAGUUGAAGGGGAAGGACCGCGUGGUGGCGGCCCUGGAGAGGGAGCUGGGCGCGCAGGCCGGCUACGCCCAGAAGCUGCAGCUCCAAAACCAGGCUCUGGAUGAGCAGCUGGGCCACGUGCGGGAGGCAGAGAAGCACCACGGCAGCCCCAAGAGAGAGGUGGCGCCCCCCCUGGGGGACAGCCCCGAGCACCCCAACAACCAGGAGGUGGAAGAGAGGGAUAUGAGGAGGUUCCAGCUGAAGAUAGCCGAGCUGCACUCUGUCAUCAGGAAGCUGGAAGACCGGAACACUCUGCUGGCGGACGAGAGGAACGAGCUGGUGAAACGGGUGCGCGAGGCCGAGAGUCAGAUGAAGCCGCUGUUUGAGAAGAACAAGCGCAUGUCCAAGAAGAACGAGGACCUGCUCCAGACUCUGCAGCGCAUGGAGGAGAAGCUGAAGAACCUGAGCCGGCAGAACGCAGAGAUGGUAAGGAGAAGGUGCAGUCGCGCGCCCCCCCCGCCUCCUCAAUCCCAGCAGAACCCUCUGAAGAGGCCCACCUCGCUGACGGACUUGAGCCACGCCCACGAGGAGCAGGAGGUGGAGUUCCUCAAGCUGCAGGUUGCCGAGCAACGGGGCCUCAUCGACGAGCUCACGCAGGAACGGGACAGACUGGUGAUCAACAAGAAGAACAGGAGGAAAAAUGUGAAAAUGCCCAAAAGGCAUGUUGUGGAGACAUAUUUUGGAUUUGACGAGGAGUCGGUGGACUCUGAGACGUCCUCGCUGACCUCCUACAACACUGACCUCACAGACCGCACCCCCGCAACCCCCGAGGAGGACCUGGAAGACGGUGUGUCUCGCGAGGAGGCGGAGCUUCGUUUCCGUCAGCUGACCAGAGAGUACCAGGCGCUGCAGCGGGCGUACGCCCUCCUGCAGGAACAGUCCGGGGGCUCGCUGGAUGCCGAGCGGGAGGCCAGGACGCGUGAACAGCUGCAGGCGGAUCUGAUUGGCUGCCAGGCCACGAUCUCCGACCUGGAGAAAGCCCUGGCCGAGAGGGGGCAGGACUCCAAAUGGGUGGAGGAAAAGCAAUAUCUCAUCAGGACCAAUCAGGAGCUCCAUGAGAAGAUGUGUGUGUUGCAGCAGGGAGAGUCCAAACUGCAGGCUGAGGUUCAGGAUGCCAGGGACCAGAACGAGCUGCUGGAGUUCAGGGUGUUGGAGCUGGAAGUAAGAGAGUGCACUACUAUCAAACUACCACCAGGGGGCGACAGCGGCCUCCAGUCUCGACGCAAAACCUACAUACAGUGACCAGCCCGAGACCCAUACACUCAUUCACACUCUUCAAGGAAGAUGCGCACACACACUUGCUUCUGUGUGUACAGAUAUUUGUUUGUUUUGCAUGUUUCGGCCUUGCCUUGUCUUGCCUUCCCAACCAGACCAGGAACAUUUUUAUUUUUAUGUUGAACGUUGUACAAGAAUGUUGUCUCAAGCGAGAUGAAGAUGAACAUAAUUCUUUAUGGAAUAAAACGUAUUUAAGUU